AAAAUACUAUCAAAAUUUUAGAAAUAAUCAAAAUUAGCAGGUUACGUGAUUAUAAAAAUGCACAUUAGUCCACUGAUCCGUUCUAUUUUGAGCCAUUUCAAAGCUCGCACCAUCAGGACCUAUCUGGUAGUCUUGCCCGAUCAAGGUCAUAUAGAAAAACCGCUCAAACUGGAGGAUCUGUGGACUGAACGUGGAAUAUUGGAUAUGCGAUUCCAAGAGCUUUCCAUCCAGCAGAAACGAAUUGAGGGCAGCCUUACCGAUCUGACGCGCUGCAUAAGAGGCAUGGAGUUUGAUGUGAAAGUGAAUUCCGAACUGGACAAAAGGGAGAGGGAGAAACAGGCACGUGGUGUUGCUGCGACGAACGUUGCCCAGGCGAGCGAUAAGAAAUCACCCAAAGUCGGUGAUUUCAGCGAAUAG
Drosophila eugracilis is the source of this 417-nucleotide messenger RNA. RefSeq lists its product as uncharacterized. NCBI's taxonomy places the organism in Eukaryota, Metazoa, Arthropoda, Insecta, Diptera, Drosophilidae. Bases 58 to 417 code for a protein of 119 amino acids. The record is from RefSeq and is a predicted model, not a curated record. The transcript has 3 exons.